AAGAGAGAGAGAUUAGAAAAUGGAAGUAAGGAAAUUGGAGUUAUGAAAAUAAGGAGUGAUGAUGAGAAUGCAGAAUUCCAAAGUCGAAAAUCAAGCGAUUCCACAUCGUAAUUAUCACCUUCCAUUGAUGAUUCCCCAAAUCCAACGUCCCUUGAUUUACCUUCUUCCUGCGCUCUCUCACUCCCUAUAAUUUCUCUCUUUGUCACAGUCGUCUUCCUCUCAGCUGUUCUUGACCCGCUCUCUCUCUGUCUCUGUCUCUGUCUCUGUCUCACUGCUCUCUCUCUCUCUCUCUGACUCAAUUCGCUCUUUCAUUCCCUUCUUUUAUCGUUUUCUCCCUGUAGAUCUCUCUCUCUGUCUCUCUCUCACUCCAUUAUUUUAAUCUCUCUCUGGUUUUAAUCAGAUCCGCGGUGAACUUAUCUUCGCCGUCCGAUGCCUCGACUUUGACUCAGUCCUUUAAUCGGAUACAGCGCCGGAGCACGAUCUUAAGAUGGGUCAGUGUUACGGUAAACCUAAUCUCAAGGGCGAUACUGGAGAAACUAACGCCAAUACAACCACCUUCGUCGUCUCUGGUGAUCGCAAUCAGGUGCCCUCCACUCCUGCUAACGGCUCCGUCGGAGUGCAGUCCGUGAAGAACACUCCCGCUCGCUCCUCCAACCAGAGUCCGUGGCCCAGCCCCUACCCCCAUGGAGUGUCAGCCAGUCCCUUGCCUGCUGGUGUCUCGCCGUCGCCAGCUAGAGCUUCUACUCCCAGGAGAUUCUUCCGCCGGCCUUUUCCUCCACCAUCUCCUGCCAAGCACAUCAAGGCGUCCCUGGCUAAGCGUUUUGGCGGUGGGAAGCCUAAAGAGGGGCCGAUCCCCGAGGAGAGAGGAACCGAGCAGGAGCAGUCGCUGGACAAGAACUUUGGUUACAGUAAGAAUUUUGGAGCCAAAUACGAGCUCGGAAAGGAAGUAGGGCGAGGACAUUUUGGGCAUACUUGCUCUGCCAAAGUUAAAAAGGGCGAGCUCAAGGAUCAGCCUGUUGCAGUUAAGAUCAUUUCCAAAGCCAAGAUGACAACACCAAUAUCCAUUGAGGAUGUUCGUAGGGAGGUGAAAAUAUUGAAAGCACUAUCAGGACAUAAGCAUCUGGUCAAAUUUUAUGAUGCAUGUGAGGAUGCCAAUAACGUGUACAUAGUCAUGGAACUCUGCGAGGGUGGGGAACUUUUGGACAGAAUUUUAGCAAGAGGAGGAAGAUAUACAGAGGAAGAUGCGAAAAGUAUAAUUGUACAGAUUCUGAGCGUGGUUUCAUUUUGUCAUCUUCAAGGCGUGGUACACCGUGAUUUAAAGCCAGAGAAUUUCCUAUUUGCUUCUGGUGGUGAAGAUGCUGAUAUGAAGCUUAUUGACUUUGGCCUCUCGGAUUUCAUCAGAACAGGUAAGAACUCUCAUCCAUGGUUGCGGGACGAUAGCCGUUCUAUCCCCUUAGAUAUUCUAAUCUAUAAGUUAGUCAAGUUAUACGUGCAUGCUACACCUUUCAAACGUGCUGCACUUAAGGCUCUCUCAAAAGCUUUGACUGAGGAUGAACUUGUAUAUCUUAGAGCUCAGUUCAGGCUGUUGGAACCAAAUGGGGAUGGGAGCAUCUCUCUUGAAAAUUUCAAAAUGGCUCUCGUUCGACAUGCAACUGAUGCCAUGAGGGAGUCGAGGGUUCCUGAAAUUUUCAAUGCGAUGGACUCGCUUGCUUAUAGGAAGAUGUACUUUGAAGAGUUCUGUGCUGCUGCUAUUAGCACGCAUCAAUUGGAGGCUCUUGAAGGGUGGGAUCAGAUUGCAAGCAAUGCCUUUGAGCAUUUUGAACAGGAGGGUAACCGAGUUAUUUCAAUUGAAGAACUGGCAAGGGAGUUAAAUGUAGGCCGUUCAGCUUAUUCAUUCCUCAGAGAUUGGAUCAGAAACACUGAUGGGAAGCUUAGUUUACUUGGAUAUACAAAAUUUUUACAUGGUGUGACGCUGCGUAGUUCGAAUGCUAGACACCAUAGGUAGCCUUUUACAUAUGUCCUUUUGUGGCAUUUGCAGGAGUUGGAAGGUUUUUCAAUUUUUUUUCCCUCUUUUCUUAUGGGGUUGGGGGUACAGCAAAAAUGUGCAUACAUGAAAUAUAUAUUAGUUAACAGUCAAUGCCCAAGUCUGAUUGAGGCAAAUUACCUUGUAGAAUUCUCUUGUUCAUACCCUAUUUUUGCAUAUCAUAAGUCCAUGGGUAUGAGCAAAGUGCAAGUA
Molecule: messenger RNA, 2236 nt
Organism: Carica papaya (papaya)
Lineage: Eukaryota; Viridiplantae; Streptophyta; Magnoliopsida; Brassicales; Caricaceae
Source: RefSeq, a predicted model, not a curated record